UGCGCUUUGAUCUGUGGGCGUAGCUAGUUCAUUCAGCUCUAGCAUGGGAGACAAGGAGGCAUCUCAAGUGGCCGGAGAACCUGCCGGGGAGUCGAUUCAGUCUUCGGAGAACGAGACCAGGAGGCUGACAUGGUACAAGAAGCUCUCCUUUACCAGCGGCCACUUCAUGAACGUCGUAGGCAUCUCGAUAUGGUUCCCGUACAGUGUCAUCUUCUUCCAGAAAGUCAUCGGCCUCCCGCCCUCCGACACGGGGACCGUUAUUCUGGUAGCUCAGGUUGCCGGAGCCGUUUCCCUGCCCUUCAUCGGGAUGUGGUCCGAUCAGACGGUGCUCAGGUACGGUAGGAGAAAGAUAUUCCACUUGGCCGGCAUAUUGGCCACAGGACUGGUGCUGUUUUUUCUCUGGCACGAGUGUCUCGGAUGCAGCGAUGCGCCUCCAGAGUACCAGGUCAUCUACUUUACCAGUUUCGCAGUGGUGUUUCAGUUUGGGUGGGCGGCAACACAGAUAGCCCAGCUCUCUCUUAUCCCUGAGCUGGUUCGCGACAAGACUGAACAAGUGGGCCUCAAUGCCAUGAGGACUACGUUCACAAUUGUAGCCAAUAUCAUCAUCUUUGUCUGUUUCUUGGUGCUGUUUGCCACCUUCAAAAACGAUACUAACUCCAUCUCACCAGACGACAAAGACGUAUUUUGGAUUGUUGCAAUCAUUGCAGUAGUAUUGGGAUUUCUCUUUGGUGUCCCGUUUCAAAUCCUGAUCCGCGAGGACCCAGAUGCUGCGAGACUGCCUCGCCUGAAGUGGUUCGAGUGGAUCCAGCAACCUCAGUUCUUCCUGGCCAUGUGUGGGUUUGUGAGUGCAAGAAUAAUCUUCAUUGUCCCUCAAACCUACCUACCCAUCUACCUCACUGACACCCUUCAGUUGAACAAGAAAAGUGUAGCUACUGGGCCACUGGUGCUCUAUGUCACGGCUUUUGUCACCACCUUUGCAGUCAAGCAAGUCACCAAAAAGAUGGGAACUUUGUUGUUUAUAAUGGUGCUUUCUUCCACAGAUGAUGUUCUUUAUGGGCAUGGCAGUUGUUUGGGCUGCAGUUCAAAUCCUCAAGGUGUGUACAUCUUCCGCAGGAUCUGGUUCUGGGUGAAAGAGCCAUCACAAGUCAGUCCACAAGUCGUGUUCAACGCAGCCAGAGACAAUGUCUACCUGGCCAUUGUCCUGCUGGGAGUGGGCGGGGCUACAGUCCUCGUCCUCUCCUACACCAUGAUCUCACAGGUCGUCGGCAAGUACACUCAGUUUGCUCCACAAUCAACAACAGAUCCCUCCAGUCAGGAGUUUUACAGACAUGUGAUGGUCUAUACUCCCUUCGCUGCCAGUGCCCUGGGUCUCUUCACCCUAUCAGCCUACCUCCUCUUGCAGGAGAGAGAGAGGAGGAGAUACAAUAUGGCUAUGUCUAGAGAUCGUCUACCGCCACUACCCAGAUUAAUCACGACGAAGGGCAGAGCCGUCUUAAAAAGCCAGCAUCCAAGCAAGCUGGGUUCUGCAACACAUGAGCGGAGAGCAGCACCUCUUAGCACACAACUCACUUGAAUCAUAAUGUUAGCAGUUUGCAGAGUGAUCUAUAUAUCAUGUAUUUCUUUGUAAAUUUGUGAGUGACUCAAAAUAUGUACGGAUGAGUCACAAUGUAACACUGAGAUAAAUGGACAAAUUUGCGUUGACUCGACUGAGCGAGUGAGAGGGAGAGGGGAGAGAAAGGAGAGAGAGAGAGAGAGAGAGAGAUGGGGAGGAGUUAUCAAGAUAUGACACAGUCUUUGCUCCCAGUUCUGUCUAGGGAGGCGUUUCUUUGCUGGUUCGGUGGAAGCCCCGAGUCGUCAGAGGCAAAUCCGUCCCUCUCGCGAUGAGUGCUGCACAGACAAAACACAAUACCGAGAGUAGAUUUAUCUACUAUUGCUGGGUAUGGCAUGCAGCCUAAAGUAUUACUUGGUCAAGACUACCGUGCGAAAGAUGGGGCAAGUAAAUAG
Messenger RNA from Geodia barretti, 2004 nucleotides. The record is from the annotation of a GenBank genome assembly. NCBI's taxonomy places the organism in Eukaryota, Metazoa, Porifera, Demospongiae, Tetractinellida, Geodiidae.